AUGGAGACGUCCAAGAACCUUCUCGAUCGGCUCGCGGACGUGCUACCUGUCUUCGAGGCCGCAGCCGAAGCCUCGGCAGUCGAAGCUCAGAGGCAGGGCGAAUCAUGGGAGUUUCCUAAGCGUCUCAAAUCCAACAUCACUCUCUUGAUGUAUGCCAUCGAGAGCUUGCGGCCGCAUUUUGGGACCAAGCACCUCAAGUCGGAGACGGGCUGCCGGAACACCCUUACCAGCAUCUCCAAGGCCCUGAAUUCUCUGAUAGCGGACAAAACCCAAGCCAAGUUCCCUAAGGUGGCGUUCCCGGGUCUCGCGGCCCUCCGUGACCAUGAUGACCCGGUUGCUCUCCUGCCCCAUUUCGAGGAGAGGAUCCACAGCGCCUGGAUCGAGACGACCGACGGCUGGAUCUCGGAGCUGAAACAUAUGCUUCCGAGACGCUCCUCGAACCAACGACCUUCGCAUAGCGUUUACGAUCUUGCUACCACGCUCUACCGUGCGCUCGAGAAGGCACUCAAGUCGAAAUGCGCUUGCUCUCGGCCGCAUCAUAGCCUGCUCUUCAUGGCGAACCACCGCGGCUUCUCGGAGGGGAGGGACGCGACCAUCGUCUUCGACAUGCUUAUCAGCACUCCCGAGUCGAUGGAGCGUCGAUGGUGCGACACCCAGGUCAAAGUGCCAGUAUUAGCCGAAGGGAACGUCGACCGGUUCCAAAGAAAGGCUGCAAGGAAAACCUUGGACUCGAUAUGUUCUUCCUUCAACUUUCUGGCAGGGGUCCCUGUCCGUCGGGCAACCUUGUUUGCCCAGGAGGGCAGCCUCGUAGAAGACAGAGCCAACAAGCGAGUGCGACUCGGGACGCAGAGCCUCUUUUCACCGACAAUCGUCACUCUGAAUCAUCUAUUGGAAACACUAAGUGGCGGUCCGAAGCUGUCCUUCAGGUACCUCACGCAACUGGCUAUCCACCUGGCGACAUCGUUUCUCCACCUUUACGGGGGUCCGUGGAUGCCUCAUCGCUUAGGCGCGGACAUGGUGCAGUUUAUCUGCACCCCAGACGGGCUCUUGCUCAUCCCAUUUCUGCCAUUUGUUCCCAGCCAGCUCUCCCCGCCUGGGACGGAAGACCUCGAGGGCAAAAAACCCCUCCCGCGGAUGGACUUUGAUCUCAGCCGGCCGGCAAGAGUUGGUCUGGGUGUCUUGCUGUUCGAAUUAUUCACCCAGACUGUCUAUCCGACAAAGCUGCCGGAUGAUGGCAGCGCCAUAGCGAAGGAGGACUUGUGGAACAUCAUCUUCGAUAUCGAUGAUACUCUAGAGGAAUGGAAGGACGAAGAGAAUUUCGGGCUCGUAGUAGAUGCCAUCAACGCCUGCUUCGAUAUGGGGACUAAUUCGCUGCCUGGAGAGUUCGAAGAAUGUGAAUCAUUCUACGAGACCGUGAUAAGCCCUCUCGAAGAGCAACUAAUACGAGAAAACUCUCUCAGUGACCAAAGGACGGAGAAUAUCAGCCCCGACAAACUGGAUACCUUGACCUUCCAAGAAGUCCUCGUUCCAAUCGCACUCCCACAGGCAAUUGUGCCCAUCUCUACACCAGCGAUAUCACCUCUCUCAGCACCCAUCGGUUCUCUUAAGCGGCCAACUCGGCAGCAAGAAUCUGAUUCCAAUCUGGCGAAUGGCUCUACUGUCCGCACAAGGACGGUGCCCAAGUCAGUCGACUCGCGCCUCGAUGCAGCUCCAACAGCAGCAGAUACGGCCACGAAGACGAAUACCCCAAGCCAUGUGUCUCCGGCCGCUGCAGAGGUGAACCAUAGCGAAGAAUCCGAGGCUGUCUUGGACAAGAUUAGCCCACAGGGGACUAGUCUACCACCUGAGAGCCGCGGAGCAGUCGAUACAGCCGCAUCCCAAAGAGAGGAGCACGCUUCCGACAGUCCAUCCCGAGCUGUGACCAAGGUUGUCCAGGAAACUGAUACAGCGGUAGAGAGGACUGCCAGGAAAGGGCGGAUAAAGUACAAAUACACCAAAUAUCUUGACUAUCUGGCCGGCAUGACCAAAAGCGCAGACGUCAAGGAUGCGGCGAGUUGGCUGAAAGACUUUGUGGAGAUCGAAGAGCUGGUAUUCCGCUUCCUAGAAGCACCGAAAGUGCCACCCAGACCCAUAAAACUAGCUAUACUCGAUACGGGAUGCAGCUUGGAUACCGGCUUCUUCGACAAGGAGUGGCACCACGGCGAUAAAGACCGCGUCGCGGGCGAACACUGGAAAGAUUGCUUGGGCGACCACCCCGACGGUCCCAUCGAUGAGGAUCCAAAUCGCCAUGGAACCAAGAUAACCACGCUUCUCCUGAUGCUGCUCCCCCGCGUCGAGCUUUUCAUCGCCAGAGUCGCUAGAACAACAUCCGACUUCGAGUCACCCAAGGCCCAGCAGGCUGUCGCAGAGGCAAGUGUUCUCGUCGUCUCAAUUUGUGCCGCGGAUGGAGGAAUCCCCUGUUGCAUUGCAGCAGAGGCUAACCCACGCCUUCGGCACGCUAGGGUACAAGGUCCCCUGCACCCACCAAUGGAACGAGAACUCGAUCGUGGUGAAGCCGCUCACGAUAUCGGGCUGCUCCGCCGCUGCACCCAUCAUGGCCGCCAUCGCAGCUACGUACCUGCAGUACGCGUCCUGGAAGCUAGCUAUGGGAAGCGACGAGAUCGAUUUCCAAAGCGUCGAGAUGCUUUUCGAACUAGAAGGCAUGGUGAGGCUCUUCUCCGCGACAACUGA
Molecule: messenger RNA, 2730 nt
Organism: Cryphonectria parasitica EP155
Lineage: Eukaryota; Fungi; Ascomycota; Sordariomycetes; Diaporthales; Cryphonectriaceae
Exons: 4
Coding region: 1-2730 (909 amino acids)
Source: RefSeq, a predicted model, not a curated record